AUGCCUUUCGUUCACGUCGCGUGGCUCCCGAAAGCGUGCCGCACCCCGGAGAUUCGCAAGGAGGUCGCAUCGGCGAUCAUCAAAGCCGUCACCGCGGUCAAGGGCGCGGAGAUCACCCCGGACAAGGUCGUCGUCCGAUUCAGCGAGGCCGUGGACGGAUUCGCGCUCCCUCCCGGUCACACGCACGAGAACGUGGACCAGCCCGUCGCGAAGAAGUAA
This is a messenger RNA of Micromonas pusilla CCMP1545, 219 nucleotides long. It is a transcript of the gene PSP4, whose product is annotated as prasinophyte-specific protein-4. The coding region runs from base 1 to 219 and encodes 72 amino acids. Lineage: Eukaryota; Viridiplantae; Chlorophyta; Mamiellophyceae; Mamiellales; Mamiellaceae. The record is from RefSeq and is a predicted model, not a curated record. The transcript has 3 exons.